Messenger RNA from Gymnodraco acuticeps, 1613 nucleotides. RefSeq names its product LIM homeobox 3 (gene lhx3). Gene Ontology annotation, biological process: neuron differentiation; regulation of transcription by RNA polymerase II. Gene Ontology annotation, cellular component: nucleus. Gene Ontology annotation, molecular function: RNA polymerase II transcription regulatory region sequence-specific DNA binding; DNA-binding transcription factor activity, RNA polymerase II-specific. Lineage: Eukaryota; Metazoa; Chordata; Actinopteri; Perciformes; Bathydraconidae. The record is from RefSeq and is a predicted model, not a curated record. The transcript is spliced from 6 exons. The coding region runs from base 411 to 1613 and encodes 400 amino acids.
AGCACCCUGGACAGAGGCAGCGCUGCCCGCCGGGUACUUGAGUAUUUCAGUAAGGUCUCAGGCAGCCGGGCUCACAGUCAGGUCAGCUGCUGAUGGUCAGACACUUUUCCACUGCCACACGCCCCUUGUUUUCACCCCACCUCGAGCUUAUCCACGCGGAAUCAAAGAGCAACUUGAUGAAUAUUCACAGUUUACGUCCUCGGUGGCUGACGAACCGUGAAAGGUCGACUGGUUUUCUUUUUAACAUUUUUUUAGAAAUCGAGCUGCCUUCGAAUCGAUCUCAACUCCAGAGGAUACAUCUCCAGGAAACUGCCGGUUUGAGUCCAUCGUCACAGUAGUUUGAUUUAAUUUUUGACCACAGGCGUUUCGACGCUACUGUUCUUCUGUUGGGACAUCGGAACAUCUUCAAAAUGUUGCUUGAACACCCGGGGUCAAGCUGUCAAAGCACCGGCAAUUUCUCCCGGUACAGUUCAGGACAAGAAAUCCCAGUAUGUGCAGGCUGCAAUCAACACAUCGUGGACCGCUUUAUCCUCAAAGUGCUGGAUCGCCACUGGCACAGCAAGUGCCUGAAAUGCAGCGACUGUCAGGCGCAACUGUCCGAGAAGUGCUUCAGCAGGGGCGAGAGCGUCUACUGCAAAGAGGAUUUCUUCAAGAGAUUCGGGACCAAGUGCGCAGCCUGUCAGCAGGGCAUACCGCCCACACAGGUGGUGAGGAGAGCGCAGGACUUCGUGUACCACCUGCACUGCUUCGCCUGCAUCGUGUGCAAAAGGCAACUGGCCACAGGUGACGAGUACUAUCUGAUGGAGGACAGCAGGCUCGUGUGCAAAGCCGACUACGAGACCGCCAAACAGAGAGAGGCAGACUCGACUGCAAAAAGGCCACGAACCACCAUCACUGCUAAACAGCUGGAAACACUGAAGAACGCCUACAAUAACUCUCCCAAACCUGCCCGCCACGUCCGAGAGCAGCUAUCGUCAGAGACCGGCCUGGAUAUGCGGGUUGUGCAGGUUUGGUUUCAGAACAGGCGAGCUAAAGAGAAAAGACUGAAGAAAGACGCCGGUCGGCAGAGGUGGGGGCAGUACUUCCGCAACAUGAAGAGGUCACGAGGAAGCUCCAAAUCUGACAAGGACAGCAUUCAGGAGGAGGGCCUGGACAGUGACGCUGAGGUGUCCUUCACAGAUGAACCACCCAUGUCGGAGCUGGGCCUCACUAACGGCAUCUACAGCAGCCUGAGCGACACUUCUCCGGGCAUCGGGGGCCGUCAAGGCGACAACAACCACAGCUCCUUCCCCCUGGAGCACGGGGUCCUCCCCUCUCAGGACCAGUUCCACGACAUCCGCUCAAACAGUCCCUACGGCCUCCCUCAGUCGCCGGGAUCGCUUCAGGGGCUUCCCCGACACCAGCCCCUCAUCUCCAGCUUGGUCUACCCUGACUCCGGCCUUUCCAUCAUGACCCAGGGCAGCGGGCCUGGUAUCAACCCCGGGGUGAGGGUCUCCAUGGGGGCUGCCAACGGCCCCAGCUCAGACCUCUCGACUGGCAGCAGCGGAGGAUACCCAGACUUUCCUGCCAGUCCUGCCUCGUGGUUAGAUGAAGUGGACCACGGGCAAUUUUGA